GGGGGGGAUCCUACAGGCCUGGUGCCACGGGCUCCGAGAAGAGGCAGAGGCAAGCGCACCAUUGUCAACUAGCAUCAUCAAGCAGCUCGCCCAUCUCCUUGGGGUGAACUGAGGAAGGUCUACCCAGAAGCAAGAGCCAGACCCACAGCAGCUCUCACGCUCCGCCUGCAGGGCACAACAGCCCCAUUAAAGCGCCGCUGGCUGGCCGACCGCAGCGAGACGCAUCCGGCUGUCGGGCCCCACUUCCUCCCUCCCAGAGUCCUGGGUGACCUGUCUGCCAAGGGUGUAUGGGGGAGGGGGACGUGGAGACUCAAACUUGAGCAAAUAAAUAAGUUCUGGGAACGCCUCCUUCUGCCCAGUGGAAACUCAGAGGCCCUCGACACACCUAUUACCGCCCUCCCUCGGAGUGGGGGUCCAGGUACAGGAGGGUAGGGCGAGGUGGAGCAUAGCGUCUGUAAGCAGGAAGCAAGGAGUUGGGGCUCAGGGGCAGGGUCCUCAACCCUACACAUGGUCGCCUGUUGUGGAAAGUACCCCCUAGCCAUUGAGGGGACAGGGGCGCAUCUCUGGGUGGGAGAGGGUUAAAUCAGUGGCUUCGCCGGUCCACGUAGUAGCUGGCCCCACCGCCAAUUGCGGUCAGGGCGGCCCUAUAAAUGGGCCGGAGACCUGAGAGAGUCGAGGACUUGUUGCUGCCUUAGCCCCUAGUCCUGGCUACAGGCGUCCCGACCAUGGCCCGCAUGCUCUUAUUCAGUCUGGGCUUCCUCACCAUACUCCUGCCGGCGCUGGCCGCCUGCCCCCAAAACUGCCACUGCCAUGGCGACCUGCAGCAUGUCAUCUGCGACAAGGUGGGGCUGCAGAAGAUCCCCAAGGUAUCAGAGUCGACCAAACUGCUCAACCUCCAGCGCAACAACUUCCCAGUGCUGGCUGCCAACUCCUUUCGGACCAUGCCGAACCUGGUCUCGCUGCACCUGCAGCACUGCAACAUCCGCGAGGUGGCCGCUGGUGCCUUCCGGGGCCUGAAGCAGCUCAUCUAUCUGUACCUGUCCCACAAUGACAUCCGGGUGCUGCGAGCUGGAGCCUUCGAUGAUCUGACUGAACUCACUUACCUCUAUCUAGACCACAACAAGGUGUCGGAGCUGCCCCGGGGGCUGCUCUCCCCUCUGGUCAAUCUCUUCAUCUUGCAGCUCAACAACAACAAAAUCCGAGAACUGCGUGCUGGAGCCUUCCAGGGUGCCAAGGACCUGCGCUGGCUCUACCUGUCAGACAACGCCCUCAGUUCCCUGCAGCCGGGUUCCCUGGAUGAUGUGGAGAACCUUGCCAAGUUCCACCUGGACAAGAACCAGCUGUCUAGCUACCCCUCGGCUGCCCUGAGCAAACUCCGGGUGGUAGAGGAGCUGAAGCUAUCCCACAACCCUCUCAAGAGCAUCCCCGACAACGCCUUCCAGUCCUUCGGCAGAUACCUGGAGAGCCUCUGGCUGGACAGCACCAACCUGGAGAAGUUCUCAGAUGGUGCCUUCGCGGGUGUGACCACACUGAAACACAUCCACCUGGAGAACAAUCGGCUGAACCAAUUGCCUUCCUCCUUCCCCUUUGACAACCUGGAGACCCUCACGCUCACCAACAACCCAUGGAAAUGCACCUGCCAGCUCCGUGGCCUUCGGCGUUGGUUGGAAGCCAAGACAUCCCGACCGGAUGCUACCUGCUCCUCACCAGCCAAGUUCAAGGGUCAGCGUAUUCGUGAGACAGAUGCCCUCCGCAGCUGCAAAUCCCCCACCAAGAGGUCCAAGAAAGCCGGCCGCCAUUGAACAGGUCCUGACCCAGCCAGUCCUGGUGACUGCCUUCUGCUGGAGAGACUACUGACUUUCCCCCCACCAUGUACACCUUCUCCCACAGCCUCUGCUGAUGCACAGAGCUGCCCACACCUACACACAUCCUGGCAGAGGGGCGCUGGGCUCUCCAUUACCACUCCAGCUCCACCCAAUGGGGUCCUAGGGAGGGC
Acomys russatus (golden spiny mouse) is the source of this 1996-nucleotide messenger RNA. It is a transcript of the gene Chad, whose product is annotated as chondroadherin. Bases 726 to 1802 code for a protein of 358 amino acids. Gene Ontology annotation, cellular component: extracellular matrix. The transcript is spliced from 4 exons. The record is from RefSeq and is a predicted model, not a curated record. Lineage: Eukaryota; Metazoa; Chordata; Mammalia; Rodentia; Muridae. Gene Ontology annotation, molecular function: protein binding.